Molecule: messenger RNA, 2297 nt
Organism: Rhodofomes roseus
Lineage: Eukaryota; Fungi; Basidiomycota; Agaricomycetes; Polyporales; Fomitopsidaceae
Exons: 10
Coding region: 169-1953 (594 amino acids)
Biological process (GO): poly(A)+ mRNA export from nucleus
Cellular component (GO): nucleus
Molecular function (GO): RNA binding; protein binding
Source: RefSeq, a predicted model, not a curated record
CUCUGACCGCCACCACAGCUUCCUCUUCCGAGCACGUCCACCCGCCACACCGCGACGAACCACCGCCGCCCGUCUGAGAGACACCUGCAGACACUCAUAAGCCACAGGACCUCACACCUUGUCUCGGACCACCAUCUACUCGGUCGCAAGACCCUGACUCGAACUUCCAUGUAUUCCGACACCAUACCUGCCUCCGGCAGUCGCAACAUCGCCGCCAACGCGUUUCGCAGCGCAGGCAUCCUCGACCGGGACGAACGCAUGCGUGACGUCUCAGACAAACCAGGCGGCCGCAAAGGUGCCCAGAAGACUUCACACAAGGCGCGAACCUCCCACCGGCCGCGCGCAAUAGACGCGCUCACUGGCAAGGACAAGGCUGCCACUUCGUCUCGUACAGCUAUGCUCGCGUCUCGGCUAGCUUCGGGCGAUUCUUUGGCAAUACGCGGUGCGGCGAAGGGACCAAUGAGCCGUGUUCGCAGGAAUGCCGUUUCGAAUGGCGCCACCGCCGAAAGCUCGGGCAUCGUCGAGAAAUGGAAGGAGUUUGUGAAGAAAAGAUGGAACGCAGAGGCGAAAUUCCUUAACUUGGAGCGUGUGGCGGAAGAUGAAUACGUGCAGAGAAAUCGUAUGUGGGUGCAAGGCAGUGCGGAGAAGGAGUUGUCUGUCAUGUUUAAGCUUGCGUCUGUUCUCUACCCGGAGGUGCAAACGAUAUCCCUGGGAUACAACAACUUCAUCACCGGCAAGGUGCUCUCGCGCCUGUCGCAUUAUCUCCCCAAUCUGGUCAAUUUGUCACUGCAAGGCAACAGACUGGCAACAUGGAGGGACCUGGAUUACAUUUCUGGGAAGAAAGGCCGUUUGACACAGCUGCGAGAGUUGAUCCUCCUGGACAACCCGCUUCGGAAAGCUGAGUUCGAGAAGGAUAACGGGGAGCGGUACAAGAGCGAAGUCGCGCGUCGACUACCUUCGCUUGACAUGCUUGACAUGGAACCCAUCCCCAAGAUUGCCUUCGACGUACCUCAUACUUCCACAUCACACGCCACGCCUACUGGCCCGGCACCAACCACCUUCCCCGUUGAGAUGGGUGAACCAUUCAUAACCGGAGUAGAUGGAGCACUUCUCAGUAAUUUCCUCAUGCGCUUCUUUCCUCUAUUCGACAAUCAGCGCACAGCACUCAUGGACGUCUACCACCCGGCCGCCACCUUCUCGUACUCCGCCAAUACAAGUAUUCCUAUCCGUGCACGAAUAGAAGGCCACCGAUCCUCCAAAGAGAUGCCCCAUCAACGAAAACAGGAAUGGACGCGAUGGGGUAUCGGGAGGGGCCAAGGCUCCCGCAAUCUCAAUCGGUUGGCUGGAGGCUCCGUGGAUAAAAUAGUGAACUCCUUGCAUGUCGGAAAUGAGGAGAUCGUUAAAGCGAUGGCGGAGCUACCCACAACGAAGCAUGAUGUGGCGGGUUCGCCGCAGAAGUUCUGCAUCGACGCUUGGCCGGUACAGCAAGGCGAUUCCCCUCAACUCUUCGUGACCAUACACGGUCAAUUCGAAGAAGAACCAACACAUUGCGUCAUGUCUUUUGACCGCUCUUUCAUUCUUGCCCCUGCGCCCAAUGGUACCAGAGCCAAGCAGAGUGGCUGGGACAUCGUGAUCCUUUCGGAUAUGUUGGUUGUCCGGCAAUAUUCGAGCCACGAAGCAUGGCGGCCGGGGCCAAUGCGUGUUCAAGCGGGUGAUCCCCUUCCCCCCACGCCUACGGGUCUUCCGACCAUGCAAUCACCGGCUUCGCUGCAGGAGAUGUUGGCCGCAAUGCCGGAACCACAGCGAUCUCUCGUGAUGCAGAUAUGUCAACGCACGAGUCUCAACAUCGAAUAUGCUGUGCAGUGCCUCGAGGGAAAUGCAUGGGACGUUGAACGUGCUGUUGCCAAUUUCGAGCAGGUAAAGGGUACACUGUCUCGAGAAGCAUUCCUGUAACUCCUCGCGCGCGCCUCGUGUGUACCGACGCCGACUAUGCUCGGAGCUAUCGCGCCGUUACCGAUCGUCCGAUGCCGACUAGUCCGUCGUCGGUCACUUGGUUCUCGCCAAUGCAUGGACUUGUGAUCCCGGUCAUGGGGAAAUAUUAUGUAGUACGGGUUGGUCGCGUUUAUCAUAUCAGCUAGUCUUUUCCAUCAUAUCACCCACAUCAUCCGAAUGUAUCCUACUGCAGUACACCGCAUCCUCAUCUCGCUUGCACGUACCUCUUGUUAUAGCAGCAUAGGCAUCGUUUCUCCCGUGUAUACAGAUGCAAAACAAGCUCGAACGUCGCAGCAUUGUCGCUC